UACACUUUCUGCAUAUUUUUCUGCAUCUACUCUCUAUGUCAUUAUGGGCACCUCUUAAAUUGGCAUGGAAAGGAACUUACAAGAAGUUGCAGUUAUACAGAACUUACUGUGAGUGGUAAGGACCUGAAACGAUGUGAGAACCGCAAAAAUGUGUGUAUCAUGGACAUGAGAGACUGUGCUUCUGUACCAUCACAUGGGCAGGACAGGUUUUUAAAUGCGUCAUGCCAUUAUCAUGUCCUACAGAGAUCCUUUACCUGCAAAUGGAUUUAUUUAAAUAAUGGGAGAGCCAAUAUAACAAACUCAUUCAUUUUCAGUCAGCAUCAAGACUUCAAACAUUGCCCUUCCAUUUUUAACCCUGUUGCUGCCUUUAAUAUGAAUAUAAUAUCAAAAGAUAUCAUCAACAAAGUAGAAUUCAUUUCUGAAGCCUACACAAUAUCCAUCAACGAAAUAACCCAAGCUCCAUGUCCUGUUAUCACAUCAGUGAAUGCAACAGCAACAUCACUAAAUGUAAUAUGGAACAAAAGUCACUGGCACAGCACAAAAUGUCAAAUACGUUACAAGUGCUCCACUACGGAACAAUGGACAGUGGAAUUACUGAUGGCCCCUGAGAACAAAGAACUAGAGAUUUCGCAUGUAAUUCAUGGCCUGCAGCCUUUUAGCCAGUACAGCCUUACUGUUGCCUGUAGUGGGGAUUAUGGGCUAUGGAGUGACUGGAGUGAAGAAUUUCAAGGAAUGACAUUAGAGGCUAUUCCCACUGCACCACCUUACGUCAGCUUUCAUGUUGUGCCUUCUGACAACAGAUCCAAGCCUCCAAAGCUGAUACUUAUCUGGAAGGCUUUGGAGAUAAAAGAGGCCAGAGGAGUCAUUCUUGGAUAUGAGGUGACCUACACACCUACGAAACAGCCAGGUUUGAAUGGAACGAUUCGAACUAAGGAUCAGAAAGCUAUCUUAGAGGUGACUGCAGGGGAAUAUGACCUGAUAGUAAUGGCCUAUAAUACUGCUGGACAGUCUCCCUCAACUAAUCUUCGAAUCAGUGCUGGUGUUUUUCCAAGUCUACCCAAGGUAAAAGGACUCUGGGCCAGCAGUGAAGCAUUUUCACUCAGGAUUCGAUGGGAGGCAGCAGCUGUGAAUGUUAGCGAGUUUGCCAUCGAGUGGUUCUCUUUUGGUGAUGUUGACUCUACCCAAUGGAAAAGACUAAAUGGCUCAACGUUUUCAACUGUUCUGACAGGUCCUAUUAAGCCCCUAAAGACCUACAGCAUCACUGUGUAUUCUCUUUAUGGAACUCUGUGUGCGCCCCCAGAAACAAUUCAAGCCAAUCUAGAGUAUGGCACCCUUUUAGACAUUGUUCAGCUGCAACUUGUAAAUGUGACAAAAACGUCGGUCACAGUCCAGUGGGUGUGGCAAGAACAAUCCCCAACCACAAAUGUUCUUCAAUACAGAAUUGUGUUAAUUGGGGCCAGUGAAACAAGUUCAUUUAGCAUUUUCCCACAUCAGUGGCAACACUCAUUCCACAACCUACAGACAAAUGUCAAGUACACUGUAUGUAUUUAUGGAGAGACUACAUCUGGGAAUUUUUUAAAGGCAAAUAUUGAAUUUAAAACACCUCAUCUUGACAGUGAUGAAAUAAUAAAAGCUGCUCUUCCAAUUGUAGUACUUCUUGUUACAUUCAGUAUUUUCUCAGUUCUUUCUAGAACUGUCUUUAAGGACUACUUUUUCCCCAACAUUUCUAACCCUGGGCAUAGUUUUAUUGGACACUGGCUGCAAAAUCUGCCAUAUGAGAGGGAGGCUGUGGUGAAUGUGCUAAAAUUGGAGGAUUUCUCAGUGAAAAGUCAACUCAUUCACAUAGAGCCCCAACUGGCUUUAGAUAGAGAGGGCUCAGAUGAAGACUUGACCAUGUCAAAGACGUCCCUUCCUGAUAACUACCAAAUAGAAAAUUCAAACAAUUUUGAGAACUCUAUGACUUUGCCUGGUUUUAGUGAGUAUGUUGACCUGCCUUUGCUUCAUGCUAAUUUUGGCUAUGUUGAAAACUGAGAGAUACAGCUAACAUUUUUGUGAGACAACAGUCGUCAUUUAAAACAAAACUGGGAGUAAUCAGCAGUUCAGAAACCUAAUAACCAUUAUCACACUUGAUUACUGUGCUUUUAAUAAACUCUUUUAAUUUA
Molecule: messenger RNA, 2162 nt
Organism: Neoarius graeffei (lesser salmon catfish)
Lineage: Eukaryota; Metazoa; Chordata; Actinopteri; Siluriformes; Ariidae
Product: interleukin-31 receptor subunit alpha
Exons: 16
Coding region: 160-2031 (623 amino acids)
Molecular function (GO): protein binding
Source: RefSeq, a predicted model, not a curated record